UUUCUCCCAUUGCAAAGCCUUUCGCAUUCACACAAGUUGUUUGCCGAAGAAUCCUCACCAUGACUUCCUACGCGCAACAGAGACAAUUUACCAAUGGCGAUCCUGUUUUGGUCCACGUCGAAUUUGAGGUUUUCGGAGGAGUUCAAGGUGUUAAUUUUACAAAAUAUUGUAAAGAAAUGUGCGACAGGUUUGGCUUGAAAGGAUGGACGAAACUGUCAUCUUGGGGAACAGUUCAAGGUGUCAUUCAAGGGGAGAGAGGAAAAGUAGAUGAAAUGGCAAUGUGGCUGCAGCACCAAGGAAGUCCAGGAUCCCGUAUUGAAUUGUGCGAAUUGAGAAACUGGCAAAUACUGGACAAGUGUGAUUAUCGUCAUUUUAGUGUCAGAUUUUAAAUGCUCAAAUAUUUUUACUUAACAAUAUUUAUGUUGAAAUUUUAAUAAAAUAUACUUGCUUGUUA
Molecule: messenger RNA, 454 nt
Organism: Uloborus diversus
Lineage: Eukaryota; Metazoa; Arthropoda; Arachnida; Araneae; Uloboridae
Product: acylphosphatase-2-like
Exons: 4
Coding region: 60-389 (109 amino acids)
Molecular function (GO): acylphosphatase activity
Source: RefSeq, a predicted model, not a curated record